CUCUCGCUCGUGCCUGCAGGGGCCCGGCCGUGUGCAUGCUGCCGCCGUCCGUGAUGCCCGCUCGUCUGCCGUUGGCGACCAUGACCUCCAACAAGUCGUUCCUGUGGAGCCUGGCGCAGGCCCCGGCCGGCAAGCCGCCGGAAGCAGCCGGCAGCCGCGACGGCGCGCCCUCCUCCUUCCUCUGGAGGACGUCUUCUUCCUGUUCGGGCCGCGGGCCUGCCUGCAGCGCCUCAGUCGCCGACGGCGCGGAGGAGGCCCUGUACGACGACGCGGGCGGCCGCGAGGCGGCGGCGCAGGAGGACGCCGGCUUCGAGGAGAGUCCCCCGGAGCGGCCGGCGCGCUCCUCGUCCACCAGGUCCUCUGCCACGAGCGGCGUGUGGAGCUGGCACGAGCCGGGCGCCGACAGCGGCUCCGCGCUCAGCGACGAGUGCCCGCGCUACGAGCAGCCGCCAGAGCUGAAGACAGCCGGCGGGCCGGCAGGGACCGGCGCGAUGAUCCCGGCGCAGGACUCGGCCAACGAGGCGCAGGACUCGGCCCGCGAGGCGCAGGACUCGGCCAACGAGGCGCAGGACUCGGCCCGCGAGGCGCAGGACUCGGCAGACGGCGCCGCCAGCACCAGGCCGACGUCGGUGAAGCUGCUGGCCAUGAGGUUCGAGGCGCUGUCCCAGGGCGAGGAGCCGCGCGGGGCGAAGUCCCAGGUGGGCAGAGGGGUCGCCGAGGACCGCCCGCCCGUCAUCACCAUCACCGUGGAGGAGCCGGUCCCCUCGCCGCCGCACGGUGCGGGCGGAGGUCGGCCGACGGCGCCCCGGCUGCCCACCAGGUCCUCGUCGUCCAUGUCCUCCACGUCGUCCAGCGGCUCCGCGCCGCCCCCGUGGAGGCGGGCCGCCGCCGCCCCCGCCCAGCCCGCGCCGCCGCCGCCGCUGCCUCCGCCGCUCACCCUGCGACGCGACUCCUUCAGCUCCGACUCGGACUCGGACUCGCCGCCGCCGUCGCCCGCCGGCCAGACGCCGCCCCCGCCGCCGCCGCUGUCCACGCUGCCCUCCAGGAACAACUCGCGCGCGCAGGAGGUGGUCCGCCCGUCGCCCCCGGCCUCGCCCAAGGAUGAUUACGAAAAUAUUUACGAGACUCUGAGAGGAAGCAUAGAGAUGGAGACAUACGCCAACGAGCCUCUGUAUCAGAUCUACAACCAAAAUGCGGAAGAGCUGGCCCGGGAGUACAUCAGCCGCGAGUUCGAGAGCUGCUCACCCAGGAGUGCCAACCCGCCGGCCUCGGCGAGGGACUGCGGCGCAGGUGGCGCGGCGCGCGGCCAGUUCCGGACUCUCUGGUGCCAGCUGCCGGAGGUGCAGGCCAGCCGCGCGCUAGACACGCUGAGCGCGGAGGUGCGCAAGCUGAUGGAGGCCAAGUUCGAGAUCAUCACCUCGGAGGCGUCCUACAUCAGCUCGCUCAACAUCCUGAAGAACCACUUCAUGGUGCACCUGGAGCAGUGCGACGAGGCCGACUUCUGCAAGGAGGACCGCCGCCUCGUGUUCGGCGACGUCGUGCCAGUGCGCAAGGUGGCCGAGAAGAUGCUGUCGCAGCUGGAGGCGUGCAGGAAGAAGGACAUCUUCAUGCGGGGCAUGAUGCAGGCCAUGCAUGACGUCGCCCGCGACGACCUCAAGAUAUACGUGGACUACUGCGCCUACCAGAACUGCCGCACCAGGACCCUGGAGAGACUCACAUCGAGGAGGUUCGAGCCGACGACCACGACGCGCGGCGGGUUAGCCAUGGAGGAAGUGAGUUACCGACUGAGUUCUCUAUGGAGCCAGGAAAGCAGGGGCCAGCAGACCAGCACCUUCGCGCAGACGCUGGCGUCGCUGGAGGCGCACCCUCUGUGCCAGGGCCUCACGCUGCAGUCGUUCCUGCUGGUGCCCAUGCAGAGGAUCACCAAGCUGCAGCUGCUGGCGGGCGCCGUGCUCAGCUGCAUGCAGCCCGACGACGAGGAGCGGGGCGCCUGCGAGGCUGCGCUCCGGCAGAUCAGCGAGGUGGUGCACGAGUGCAACGAGGGCGUGCGCGCCGUGGAGCGCAUGGAGGAGCUGCUGGCGCUCAGCAAGCAGCUCAAGUUCGACCGAGGCAUGAGGAUGCUGCCGCUGUACUGCAGCAACCGCUGGCUCGUGAAGCGCGGCAAGGUGACCGAGCUCAACCCCGAGUGGUUCUCCGCCAGGUCCAUCUACCUCUUCAUCUUCAACGACGUCCUUUUCCUCGCCAAGAAGCGCAGACUGUUCCCGCAGCACGUGGAGAGGUUCCUGGUGGUGGACCACUGCAGCAGGGAGGACGUGCGGCUCAUGAACACCGAGGGAACUCUGCACCUCCCUGACAGACUCAGCUCCGGCUUCUGCAUGCUGCUCACUCUGCUCAGCAACCACCGCCAGAAGAAAGUCUCCAAGCUGAUCUACUUCGCGUGCGAGUCGGAGCGGCGGCGCUGGGCCGACGCGCUGCACCCUCCAGAACCGGCGGAGGCGGCGCGCGACUGGCCGCAGGUCGUCGUCAAGUGGGCCUACGUCGCCGAGCAGCCCGACGAGCUGUCGCUGCAGGUGUCCGACCUCAUCCACGUGCUCACCCGGUCCGCCGACGGCUGGUACCAGGGCCGGCGGGCGAGGGACGGCGAGACGGGCUGGUUCCCGGGCAACUACACGGUGGACGUGGAGCCCGUGCAGCUGAGGCAGCACGGCGCCGACAGCCACGCCGUCACGUCCGUGUACUGCGCCUGA
Messenger RNA from Bacillus rossius redtenbacheri, 2747 nucleotides. Its product is annotated as ephexin-1-like. NCBI's taxonomy places the organism in Eukaryota, Metazoa, Arthropoda, Insecta, Phasmatodea, Bacillidae. The coding region runs from base 36 to 2747 and encodes 903 amino acids. The transcript is spliced from 16 exons. Gene Ontology annotation, molecular function: guanyl-nucleotide exchange factor activity; protein binding. The record is from RefSeq and is a predicted model, not a curated record. Gene Ontology annotation, biological process: activation of GTPase activity.